AUGUGCAUGCCCAGUCAUGCUAAUGAAAUAGACUAUGUUUUAAAAGAUCUGUAUAGCAGUUCCCAUCUAGGUCUGCUUAAAUUAUUGUCAAUCGAGCAGCAGUUUGUCAAGAGUCUAGUGCAAUAUGUAGAUGCCUUGGAAGCAAAAGUGUCUACACUGCAGACCUAUUUAGAGACAUUCGAUAAACCCGAGAAGUCAACGAAAAAAGAGCAUGAGGAGUAUGUUUCAAAUCCACUACAAGCCUAUGCAAUGUUAAGACGUUUGUAUAUAGACUGGCCAGCAAUGCAGAAGUUAACUUUGGAAAAGGAGGGCACAGCUCAUGUAAAGGAAUUAACAAAAUUGCUCAAGGACAUGCCCGAUAAGUAUGAUAUGCAAAUAAAGCUAAAGAAUUUGCUACGCAUUGAGCAGACCUAUGAUCUAAAUGCCGUUGUUAUGGCUCAGGGCAAGUUUAUGAACUCUCAGUUUGACACUGCGAUGAGCGUACGCGAUUACGUGGCCGUAGCUAAUGCCAACUAUGAGAGUGGGCAUUAUGAUAAAUCGAUGCUUUGGUAUCGAAUGGCCUUAGAGCAUGCUGAGCCUAAUGCUGAAGCACACACUGAAUUGUUGGGCGAUGCCUUUAAGGACACACACGCUAAGCUGGCCAAGGUGUAUCUUUUAUAUUCUUUGUCUAACAGUUAUAAACAGCUGAGUGCAGCACAAUUGAAUGCAAGCGUAGAUGAGCUAAUGAGCAAAGCAAAUGAAGCUGAUCUGAAGCAUUACACAACACUGUUGCUUAGCGAAGAUUUAAAUCAAAUGCUAGAGCGAGUAAAUCAACGCAAGUCGGCGCCCUCAGCUCAUUAUUUGGGCUGUCGUGGGCAAUUUGCAACGCCUCCGAAACUUUAUUGUUACUACAAUGCCACAACGAGUGCAUUUCUUAUAUUGGCACCGCUUAACACGAGGGCAAGACUUUGCCCUUGGCCUCCAUUAUGCAGAACACGUAUUAAAUGGCUGCGUACCGAAUCUGAUUUUAGUCAGCGCAUCAAUCAACGCAUUGCUGACAUGACGGGCUUUGAUGUCAAGGAGCGGGUAAUGUUACCCUUAGGUGGUUCCAUUGUCUUUCCCGAGCUGCAAUUGGCUGUGACCGCAGCUAGAGGCAGCGCUCUCUUUUGGUAUAAUCUAUUCGAUGAUGGCUCCAAAGAUCCGCGCACUUUGCAUUCAGUUUGUCCCGUAGUUCGCGGCACUAGAUGGACACUUACUAAAUGGAUUCAUGCAGCGCCUCAAAUGUUUAUCAAGCCUUGCAGCAAAAAAUCUGUUUAAGUAACAGCUCAACUAUAACUAACUUAUAAAUAUAAUAACAAUGUAAA
Drosophila busckii is the source of this 1343-nucleotide messenger RNA. RefSeq names its product prolyl 4-hydroxylase subunit alpha-2. Gene Ontology annotation, molecular function: protein binding; L-ascorbic acid binding; procollagen-proline 4-dioxygenase activity. The record is from RefSeq and is a predicted model, not a curated record. Gene Ontology annotation, cellular component: endoplasmic reticulum. Gene Ontology annotation, biological process: peptidyl-proline hydroxylation to 4-hydroxy-L-proline. Lineage: Eukaryota; Metazoa; Arthropoda; Insecta; Diptera; Drosophilidae.